Messenger RNA from Entrophospora sp. SA101, 1662 nucleotides. NCBI's taxonomy places the organism in Eukaryota, Fungi, Glomeromycota, Glomeromycetes, Entrophosporales, Entrophosporaceae. The record is from the annotation of a GenBank genome assembly.
AUGCUAGCCAAAAUUACCAAAUUUUGUGAUUUUAAACAAAAAGUUCGAACAGAAACUUCAGCUGCACAAAGAGAUGCAUCACAAACAGCCCAAAGUGCUUACCAAAAAAUCCUUAGAAUCCCUAGUCUUGUUAUGUCAAGUCCAGAAUUUCGUGCAUUACUCAAUGAUCUUAACUCGAUUGCUCAAGAAGGAUCCCAUGCUCAAGAUCCUGACCAAACAAAGAUGGAAAUUCAACAAAAUGCAAGGGAAACUGCAGACAGAACUUCACAAACAUUACGGGAAAAUGCCUAUCCAUUAGCCAAGAAUGCUGCAAACAUUGGUGGCGAACAUAUUAAAGAUUUUAGUGAAGGCAAAAAAUCGUUAAAAGAAGCUACCACUGGUGGUGUAAAAUCAUUACAAUCUUCUGUUCAACAAAAUGUCUCCGUUCGUAAACUUAGCGAUGAAGAACGUGAUCGAUUGGUGAAUCGCUUUAAAAAUGUCAUGAUUGAAGCACACAAAAAUCAACAGUAUCAAGACGCAAUUAGUGAAUUAAUGGAUUUGAUCUCCCAACUUUCACAACAAACUCAAGAACUUACUCAACAUUUAUCUGAUAAUUUGGCUGUCCCUCGAGAAGAAAUAAAUAAAAAUGAUUCCAUACAAAUUGCCACUAAAAAUGCCAAAGAUAUUGUUGAGAAAUUUGCUAAUCAAUCGCUCGAUCCUUUGAUUGAUUCAAUCAGAGAAUUUGGUAGACAAAUGAAAAAUGAUCAAGAGUUACGUGAUUAUUUCAAAGAAGUUCGACAAUUUAUUGGCAGUUCACUUCACGACACUGAAUUCGUACAGAAUACAGAUUACACACAGUUUGGAUCAGAAUUGAUUACCACUGGUAGACAAAUUUUGUUAGAGAAAUAUCGUGAACAAAGUGAAAAUGUUCGAAGACAAGCUAAUUCCUUCAAUGAAGCAAUCCAAAACGAUCCAACUACUGCUCAGUGGAGAAGAGACUUCGAUAAUUUGAUUACUGAUCUUUUCUUGGAUGAAAGUGGAAGUCCAACAAUUAAAUAUGAGCUCAUUAAAGAUGCUGCAAAAAUCAUCCCUGUUAUUACCACUCAGUUGCAAUAUUUACCACUUCCAAGAAUUGAAAAUUCAGAUGAUGAAUAUGAUUUCGCUUUUGAUAAUAUGGUUCUUCACUUACCAGAAAUUUUACCAAGUCAUGCUCACCUCAGCUUAACAUCAGAUAUUAAUCUAGAUCGUGAAUCCACCAGUCUAAUAAAAAAUUAUGCCUUCUUUGAAGUUUCUAAAAUCCGUGCUGAUGCACGUAACAUUGCAUUUUAUUACAAGAAGAAGAAAGGAGUGAUCAAUAUGAAUGAUUUAGGAUUAGUCGACUUUUCCAUUCCAAAUAAUGGUUUAAGGUUUUAUCUAAAAUUAUUGUUAGAAGCGCCAACAAAAGACCAUCCAAAUCUUCGAUUCAAUGUAUUAGAAGCAGAAACUACCAUUGAAAGCCUCAAACUUCGUAUACACCAAUCAAAACAUGAUGUCUUGUAUAAAAUUUUAACUCCAUUGGCUCAGAACAAGAUUAAAAAGCAACUUGAAGCCACAAUUACCGAAAAAUUGAAAGAAGCUGUUCAACUUUUACAAGAUAUAUCACCACAUGAUACAACACCUCAAUAUCAACCUUUGGAAGAAUAA